AGCAUGCUCCCUGGUGGAGGAGGAGGAGCAGAGCCCCGGGACUGGCAUUUGAACAUGCAGCUGACGGGCAAGGUGGUGCUGUCCGCUGCUGCGCUGCUCCUGGUGACCGCAGCCUACAAGCUGUACAAGUCAAGGCCUGCCCGGACCUCUCUCGGGGGCAGGAACACCAAGCCCAAGGAGGAGGAGGAGGAAGCAGAGGACUUGGGACAGAUUGCCAUCCGCAGAACUCCACUGGGAGCACUUCCCUGGGGGCUGAGACACCGGAGGGGGAGCACCGGGACCGGAGCACCACUGGGCUACAUCUGGGAGACCCCAGGGGGCUCCCAAGUCCUGGCACCAGGAGCCUCCCCCAGAGCCGGGAAGCCUGAGAGAAAAGGCGCCAGUGAGGAGCAAGGCGGGCCGUGCCCAGACUUUGACCGGGUGCCUCCUUACUGCAGCGGCCAAGAAGCUGGAACAGCUGUUGGCGGUAAGCCCGAGCUGCCCUACCACCCCCAUCUGGGCAGUGAACCCGAAAGGUCCCCAAUCGGCCUCGCUGCGGCCGAUGCCAGUGGUGCAGGUGGAGACCCAGCACCGUGGCAGCACAGGGGAACCCCAGAGCAGCCAGGGACUGGGGAGCAGGAAUGCCCCCACCAGCACGGGCUGGCCCACACAGAAGGCGUGAGUGACAUGAACCGGAGCUGGAUCUACCCGGGAGUGACGGGAGUCAGCAGGGACAAGGACGGGGCCCUCCAGGCUUCCUCAGACCUGGCCCUGCACCAACAGGCGGGAGCUGCCAAUGCCUCCUAUACCUUCUCCUCCGUGGCCCGGGUCCGAGUGGAGGAGAAUUUCAUACAGGAGAAGGUGGAGGGGACCAAGCCCAGGCUGAAGGGCAAAGUGUACGAUUACUAUGUCGAAUCUACCUCUCAGGCCACCUCCAGGGACAUGAUGACCCCCAGGACGGCAGCCCUGGGGGGGGUGGCACCCCCUGUGCCAGGCCCCCAGGGAACAGGGGCAACCUGGGAAGACCCAGCUGAUGGCACAGAAGGCGGAGCCGAAGCAGCCGCCUGCCCCCAGCCUGCCUCGCCACCCCCUAAGCGAGGCAUCAGCAGGAAGGAGAGCCUCCUCCAGAUCGUGGAAAACCCAGAGCUUCAGCUGCAGCUUGACAGCUUUGGGGACCCUGCGCCAUCCUGCUCAGACCAGAGCGCUCUGCCCAGCUCACAUCCUCCAGGAUCUCUGGGGUCCAGCUCAGCCGGAAACAGUGGGGAGCCCCAUGUGCAGCUGGUGGCAGGAACCAAUUUCUUCCACCUCCCGCUCACCCCUGAUUCGGCCCCCAAAAUCCACCUGGAUCUGGGCAAUUGCUCUGAGGUGCUGAACUUGGCCAAGAGGCAGAACCUGGAGGCCCUAAAGGAGGCGGCCUACAAGGUGAUGAGCGACAACUACCUCCAGGUCCUGCGCAACCCGGACAUCUACGGGUGCCUGAGCGGGGCGGAGCGGGAGCUGAUCCUGCAGCGGCGGCUCCGGGGUCGCAAGCGUCUGGUGGUGGCCGACUUAUGUCCCCAGGAAGACUCAGGCCGCCUCUGUUGCUAUGAAGACGAGCAGGAUGCCUGGCACCCCCUGGCGCACCUGCCCCCUGAGGCUGUGUCCCGGGGCUGUGCCCUCUGCAGUCUUUUCAACUAUCUGUUUGUGGUGUCUGGCUGCCAGGGGCCCGGACGCCAGCCCUCCAGCCGCGUCUUCUGCUACAACCCGCUGACGGGCAUCUGGAGCGAGGUGUGCCCGCUGAACCAGGCGCGGCCGCACUGCCGGCUGGUGGCCCUGGACGGGCUGCUGUACGCCAUCGGGGGCGAGUGCCAGCACACAGUGGAGUGCUACGACCCCCGCCUGGACCGCUGGACCUUCGUCCCGCCGCUGCCCAACGACACCUUCGCGGUGGCGCACACGGCCACGGCCUGCGCGGGGGAGCUCUUCCUCACGGGGGGCACGCUGCGCUACCUGCUGCUCCGCUUCUCCCCGCGGGAGCAGUGCUGGCGGGCAGGCCCCACGGCGGGCGGCAAGGAUCGCACGGCCGAGAUGGUGGCGGUGGGCGGUUUCCUCUACCGCUUUGACCUCAACCGCAGCCUGGGCCUCAGCGUGUACCGCUGCAGCGCCAGCACCCGCCUCUGGUACGAGUGUGCCACGUACCGGACGCCUUACCCGGACGCCUUCCAAUGCGCCGUGGUGGACAACCUCGUCUACUGUGUGGGGCGCCAGCGCACGCUGGGCUUCCUGGCGGACCACGUCUCGCCCAGGUUUGUGCCCAAGGAGCUGCGGCACUUCCCCUCCCCGCGGGGCACGCUCCUGCCCACUGUCCUGACCUUGCCCAACCCCACUGUGCCUCAGACCAGGGUCUAGCAGCCCCUCUGCUGGGCUCCUCCUGCAAAACUGGCAGGCAUAGAGCACCCCCCUACAGCUGGUCGGUGGGCCUGCAGGGGGUCCAGGGAUUCGGCCUGCAGGGGAUGGAUUCUCGUCCUACCCACUCCAUUGUCAGGUCCCUGAGUUGCGUCUGUGCCUCGGGGCGGGGUGCAGAGGCCCCGUUUGAAGAGAGGACUAGAAAGGAACUGAUGUUCCAAGACAGAGGGCACCCUCCCUGGUCUGCAGGGAGAACCACCGCCUAGCUUCAAAUCUGAACUCGGUGGCAGGGGCGGCUGUGGAGGGCGGUGAGCCAUGGUUGGGAGCACAGGUUUAUCACAAGCACAUUUCAGAGGCCAGUUGACCCCCAGGGACCACUCAGGCUGACCCCACCGGAGAUGGGCCAGCUCUUCAAGCCCCCCAAGACCACUUCAUUAACACUAACACUGGCCCCCUCCGGAAGCAGCUGCACCCACAGGUGAGAAAAAUCAAGGAAGGUCCUUUUAGCAGGACUAAGGCGGAGCCCGGGGAGCCCCCAGAAUCCCCACCAGAGGGAGAGAGGGUUGGAGAAGUAGAACAGCUCCAGCUGAAGCUGCCCACAGGGACUCUCGCCAGUACAGUCAAUUUACCAAAGCCCACUUUGCUUUUUCUCAUUACCUGGAAUUCUAGUAUACUAGAAAGAAGCCUCCAUUUUUAGCAUCCAUUUGAAAAAGCACAUCUUCUUGCAGGUCCAUUCAAUAGAACACAAUUGAUUCUAUAUAUGAAGUCUCAGGAGAGCUGAAGAGAAGGGGUGAUCGUGGGGCCACCGUCCCCCUAGGUGCCUGCUCGUGCCUUUUGAAUUUUAACCAGUGAGCUCUCUCCCAAUCUCAGGACCCUUCACAAUGCAGCUCUCCAGGCCACCCAGCCCUCACAUCUGUGAGUCGGGGCAGCCACCCCCAGUCUGCCCUCCAUGGUUGGUGAGAGGGGAUGGCAUAACUUGCCCUCCCUGGGCCAUGUGGUCACCUGGGCCGCCUCAUCAGACAGGAGACCAAGGCGGGGCAAGUCCAUGAAGGAACUGAGGAGCUCAGGGUCUUUAGUGGCCCAUCAGGAGAUGGGGAUAUCCUUUCACAUUGGAUUUGGUAAAUCCUAGAGAAGAGAUACCCCAAUCAGGAGGUUACCCACUUUUCCUGGAGGGAAGAAAGAGAUUCUGGCCCAAUCUGUUGCCAUAGCCCCGCUCCUCCUCCAGGGAAGGUGCAUACAGCUCGGGGGACGGUGAUGCUCGCCAGCACACCAGCGCCGGGGGCUGGAGCCACUUCUACAGUGACCAGGAGCAUGGAGGAAAGCAGCAGAGACGGCAGGUGCACCAGGCAGACCUGACAAGGGGGGUUAGAAGGAUGCUAUGGAAUUCAGGGUCCCUAUCUUGAAAAUGGGAAGAGCAACUUGAGUCCUUCUCUGCCUUGGAGAUAAACAAGAACACCUGGAGAAAAUUCUUCCCAAGUUCCUGGGAGUCCCAGCAGAAGCUUGUGUCACCACAGCAGCUGUGCUGAGGCUGAGGGCUCUUUUGGAAGCUGGGGGAUUGAAACGAAGAAUGAGGAGGUUGGCAUGGAGACCAGAACUUUCGUUGGAGCACGCGAGGCCACUUUCCCUAUUCUAGUGUCUGGGAGGCGAGAGUGUUUAGAGUACUGCUCAGUUAGAGGCUGGAGAGGAAAGUUAGCUGAGACUGUGGCUGGUGCUAGGAGAGUAACCUCCUCCCACACCAAGGUCAGGCUCAAGCUCAAAGUCAACACUCAGGCUUGACUCUCCAUGGUGGGGGAGGGGGUGGCCGGGAGGUGACAGUGCAUUGUGAUGCCAGGCUGGGGAGUGUGUUUGGGAAGAGAACCCCAUCUGGGAGUUGGGGGCAGAUGGAGUCCCAUCCAGCUUCCAAGAGCAGGCCAGUGAGGAGCCAGGAUGAGAACCAACCUCAUCCAAGCUGGGUAGAAUGUGGGGUCAGGCAGUAAGCCAAGGGUAAACUAGGGAUCACUCUGGGGAUUGAGUGUGGGCAAGGAUUCCGGAAUAAAGUAGCAAGUGCAUUCCAGACCGACAGCUGCUGGGUGUGGUCUUCGUGAUAAGAUUUGGUCCUGAGAUGAGCUGAGACUGAGUUGAGAUUUCCCCUCCUCUGGUCCCUGGGCAGACAUGCUUAACCAAUCACCUAUCAUCUCAUCUUUUCUGAUGGUGCCCUUUUAACCUCAGAACUGCUCCAGUGUCAGACUCCAGUGUCAACCCAUAGAUUUCCCAUCACCAUCCUGGGUUUCAGGAGCUGAGUUUAAGGGACUAGAGGGUCAGAGCAUUAUGGGGGAGCCAGGGAGCUGGGGGCCGUGAUGGUCAGGAUUCACCUACAGGAUGUGUAGACCAGGCAACUUUCCUGGAGCUGCAGCUGAUCCCUCCCCUAAAGGAGUUCGCAUGUUGGGGGGUGAGGGCGCAGAAUAAGCAACUGUAAAAACCAAAUUCAUGAAUAACAGGAUCCUCGAUGCAUAAGUGCCACGGAGAAAGACAAGGCGGGGAGGGCGGUUAGAGUGAUGCUGUAAGAACACACUAAGCAGAAUGGGAAUCUGGGGUACAGACGACACCGGGGCUGGCUGGGGCCUGGAAAAGGCCAGGCCUGCCGCACAGCCUGCCUGGACCACCUCCAAGGAGCUCCAUCGUGAGUAACGUGAGCAGGCCCAGCUAUUGUGCUUUAGCCUUUCAUGGAAGGGCGAGAAUUCCACUGCCAACACUUAUAAGAGGCCCCAUGGAUGAGAUAAGCUACUUGUCCAAGGGAGAAGAGGAUGAGGGUCACAGUCGCCACCAGGACAUCCCAGAUGCCACUGCUAAGCCGUGCGGCUGGUGUCAGCCCACCCAUAGCACUCCAGGGGACUCCAGAGGUCAGAGUUCAGGGUUUCCACUUGACCUUGGUGUGUUGACCCCUAGCCCUCAGCCUCAGCAUGGCCUGCAUGUCCCUUGGCUUCCCCGUGGGUCAACUGUCCUGCUUUCCCACUAAAAGUCCUUUCUUCCUUGAGGAAAAAGCAACGCUGAAGUUUGAGCUGCUUUCCAUGUUGAGCCAAGCAUGCCAUUAUAGGAAAAAAUUGGAAAACAGAAAAGUAUAAAAAAACUCCCCAAUUUUACCACCUGAAGACACCCCCCCGCUGCGGCGCGUCCCUAUGGUCUGUUUCCUCCAUGUAUAAUUCUUGUUUGGCUUGAUUUUUGCGUAGGUGUGAUUAUGCUGAAUCCACAAUUCAGUUGCUUCCUUUUUCCCACUUAGCUUUUUAGAAUAAGCACUUUCCCGUGUUAUUACAAACCCUCGGUAAACAUCAUUUCAAUGGUUGCACGAUAUUCUGCCGGGUGUGUGGACCGUGGUUUAUUUAAACAUUCCCCCUCCUGUUGGGCCUGUAGUUUCAUGGGUUUUUUUUUUUUUUCCUCCUGUUGGUUUCUUUUUCUAUCAUAAAUAAA
Molecule: messenger RNA, 5808 nt
Organism: Talpa occidentalis (Iberian mole)
Lineage: Eukaryota; Metazoa; Chordata; Mammalia; Eulipotyphla; Talpidae
Gene: KLHDC7A
Product: kelch domain containing 7A
Exons: 1
Coding region: 4-2367 (787 amino acids)
Molecular function (GO): protein binding
Source: RefSeq, a predicted model, not a curated record